UGGACGAGACGGUGACUGACUGACGGCGGAGGAGGAGGAGGACGUUUCGGGGAGUGGUGGCUGGCCGAGCGAGAAGGUACGCGAUGACGACGCGGGAUCUCGUCGCGGACAGCCGGUGAAAAGGAGCGCGCGGGCUACGUCGCGCGUGGAUGUUUUGUUUGUCCUCUCCGGACCUAACCUACUUCACGGACGCAUCAUCGGCCGAUAACGCUGGCCGAUUGCGCGCGCGUGCGCCUGCCCGUGUGUGCGUGCGCGCGGACUCUCGUCUGGCACGCGUUCGACUACGCUAUCGCACGUCGCACGAUGACUUCAUCGUUUCGCGAAGGCACUUCCUGGUCUCUUUGUCAGUGUCCCCAUCGCCGUGACCGCCGCCUGUCCUGGGCGUGAUCCCUUACGUAGGACGGAUCCGUCGACGUUGGGCCAGGAGGAGGGUGAACGGAGGUCCUGCCAGGAGGGGAGAUUCGGUCGAUCCCGGGUGAUCGUCUCCUCCUCCAUCGGGACGGUGGCCGCGAAGAUGCUUCAUAGACGCAACCGCGGUAGAAGACGUGUUCCCGCUGCGACGUACGUUGGUAGUGCGCAAGAUGAACUCGCUGUUGAAGACGGUCAACUCCAUCGCGAUCAACAGGAAGAGGAACUUCCUCGUCAGGGACUCCCUGCAGAAGCAGCUCAGCACCAGCGUCAUGGAGAUGCAGAGCGCGCCCAGGGUGGCCGACGUCGUGGGCAACUGCGACGAGACGAUGAGCCUGUGCUCCGUGUUAGAGGCUGUCUUCCUGCACGGCUUGAAGGACAGCCUGUUGAAUCGAGUUACCGAGGCCUUGAGCGGGCCCGACUUCGACGCCAUGCCGCAACCGAGCUUCUGGGGCCCGCUGUUGGUCUUCUCUCACCGCCAGAUCAUAAAUCAGAUACAGGAUCUGAGCCAGGUCACCACGGAGGUCGGUUACUGCCGCGCCUGGAUACGAAUGGCCCUGAACGAGGGUCUGUUAGCUAGCUACUUCAGCGCCAUAAAGCGGGACAACUCGGCCUUGAAGCCGUAUUACAACCGUGCAGCCUACAUCCGGGACACUGACUACGUUGAGGUGGCGCAGAGGCUGAUAGAGACCCUGGAUUACGUGCGCUUCGAGUUGGUCUGCAACAGCAGCCUCUUGAACUUCUGGUCCACCACGCCGUUGCUCAUCGCUGGCAUCUGGUCGCCACCGAUGAAGUCUUGCCCUGUGUUCAGCGCGGUGGACAUCGCGAAAACGAUCACCACCGAGAUGACCGACAAUGAGAACGUCGACGAGAUAGAGACCGCGAGUUCCAUCGGCAGUUUGGGCUCCUUCGCCUCCUCGCAGUCCAUGUUCAAUAACAUAGCGUCCAUCUCGGAGGACCAGGCCUUGAAGAUCAUCCUGGCCAAUGAUCAGUCCAGCAGUGUCCUCCAAGAGCUGCACAAUUCUACGGAUGCUGCGCCGGGCAGAGCGGAGGAGGAGAAUGUCGACCGACAAGAGUUACACGACAAUUUGACGGACGGUGUCGUGAUGAGGAGCCGAGAGGAGCAGAAGCGACAGAUCAGGGAGGUGCAACGGAUGGCGAACGGCAAUGCGGAUGAGAAGAAUGCUGACGCGAGCGUUGCUGCUGAUGCGGAGGACUCGUCGUCGUCGCAGGAUGCUCCGAGGGAGAACGAGAUGGUCAACGACAUGGCCGGGACUACUGUAGGCAAUUCAUUGAUAGGGAGAAUGGGAUGGUCCACUUCGUUCGAAGAGUGCCAAUCUUCUUUAACUUCAUCUGUGAUAUCUCACGGCUCGGCAACGGACGCGGCCUGCUCGCCCGGCGACGGUUCCACGUACGACGCGCUCAUUCAGAGCUACCACACCGGCGGGAAUAGCACGGUGCCGAAUCUGCAGGAAUUCCUAAAGAAGUAUCCAAAGAGAGAGACCGUCGACGAAGAGCCCAAGGCCGAGUCGAAGGUUGUGACAAAUCUCGACGAGCAGUUGGGUAACCUGCCGCGUGAGAAGGGUUUGGACGUGCAGAAUUACAGUUGCUACGAGUGCGGCGAAACGAUCGGCAUGACGUUUUCCAAGGCGCACGUGUGCUCGUACUCGGGCGAUUACUUUUGCUCCAAGUGCAUGGCGGACGGGCAGUAUCUCGUGCCGUCCCGCGUGAUUCACAACUGGGACCUGAGGUAUCACCCGAUUUGCCGGAAGGCCGCCGCUUAUCUGCAGGGCAAGCCGGACCUCUUGGACAUGAAGAUCCUCAAUCCGAGGAUCUACAAGGCCGUGGACACCAUGGCCCAGUUGCAGUCGUUGCGUUUACAGCUGAAUCUGCUUAGAGCUUACUUAUUCACGUGCCGUGAGCCUAUCAUCGAGUCCCUGCAAAAGAAAGUCGCGCCAAGGGACUACUUGUACGAACACGUUCAUCAAUAUUCCGUUUCAGACCUUCUCGACGUACCGAACGGGAUCCUCGCGCAGCAACUCCAGAAGGUCGUCGAGUUCGCGAGGGGUCAUGUGAUAAAUUGCUGGCUCUGCAGUCAGAAAGGUUUUAUAUGCGAGGUGUGUAACAAUCCAAAGGUUAUCUAUCCGUUUGAUAUGGAGUCCACAUUCCGGUGUGGGGCGUGUAACGCUGUGUUUCACGCGGACUGUUUAAACGCUAGCAAACCGUGUCCAAAGUGCGAACGCAGACGUAAACGGAUGGAUUUGCCGCUUUUAGAUAUGGGCUGUACAGACCUACCGAAUAGUAGUGUGUCCUCAUUUCCGAUCGACACGAAUUAAUGAAAAUCUUUGGUUAAUUUUAAUAACGACAGUUUGAUGAGUUUCUUUUCUUUUUUAACAUUUAAGCAGUAUUGUUUGUAAUAAAUGAUAAUUCGCAUUUCGAACAAAUUGAUUUCAACAGACGCGAUGAACCAUUAAUCUUCGUACUUCGUUCAUAAAAUCACGUAUAUCGAGACUUGAUGUUUUCUCGUGUAAAUAACAUUAACAAAUAUCACGCCCGCUGUGCUACAUAUAAGAACGUGUAUGGAAUUGAACAAAUCUAUCCAUAUUUUUUAACGAUUAUCCGAAUCACGUGCAUAUAUGCGACCUGUAAUUUAUGAUUUGUCCGCCUUAAGUAACAAUAGCAGUUGAGAAGAUUGCUUAUGUGUAAACUCAGCUACAAAGAAACGACUAUUUGUACUCUAUGAGACUGGCAGCUUUCUAUACAUAGGCGAGAACGCGUUGUGUCUUUGCAUAAUAUGCAAGUUUAUUGUAAUUUUAUGUACAAAAAGUAGUAAAAUAUAUGAAGUCAUCUAUUUACCAUA
Messenger RNA from Dinoponera quadriceps, 3268 nucleotides. RefSeq names its product pleckstrin homology domain-containing family M member 1 (gene Plekhm1). Lineage: Eukaryota; Metazoa; Arthropoda; Insecta; Hymenoptera; Formicidae. Bases 582 to 2744 code for a protein of 720 amino acids. The transcript has 4 exons. The record is from RefSeq and is a predicted model, not a curated record.